Messenger RNA from Pseudo-nitzschia multistriata, 2786 nucleotides. The record is from the annotation of a GenBank genome assembly. Lineage: Eukaryota; Bacillariophyta; Bacillariophyceae; Bacillariales; Bacillariaceae.
CAAAGCUAAUGAUGGGGAAAUAUUGGAAGAAAGUGUUGCUCAUAGAGUGUCACCACUCGCUUUUGAAUACGCAGCGUUGAUGACUAUAUUUUUCGCACACAAUUUGAUCUUUACGCUGUUCGCCUACGACGAAGACGAUGACAAUUACUGUUAUGAGAAAAACUCACAUAGUCAAGACAACAUUCAGGACUAUUCUACUGAUGAAAGUUAUUAUUCAGGCAACAAUUCAAGUAGAGAAGAAGAAAGAGACGAAGAGGAAGGAUUUACUGUUACAAUAGACGGUGACGUGAUCGAUACGUCAAACAAUACUUACCACAACUGCGAUCUUGUCAAAUCAAUUCCUCAAAAUACUAAGAUUCCAAAAGGGCCACUAGAGGAACAUAGCGUUGACAAUUGUUCGGAGUCGAGCCAUUUCAAUGAUAUAGAAGAAGAUAUCGAGAGUGGAAACUACAUUGAAAACAGAGAGAUACAGGAAGUCGAAACGUCAUCCGACUCUGACAACCAGAAUUUGAUCAAUGGCGAUGCGACACUAACCAAGAACGACUCAUUCGAGCCACAAAUGGAGAACAUGUGUAGUUAUGUCUCGACAUUUCUUCCCUACUCACAAAAUGAAGACGAACGGAAUGACGACGAAGGGCAAACGCUGAGCGAUGACGUUGCACAUCUAGAAAGGAAAUCAAACGGUGUAUUUUCGUCAUUGGCUCCCACCGUGACUACUUCUUCGGCGUCAGAUAUUGCUGCAGUGCAUACACUCGCUCGAAAUAACUCGGACAUUGCUAAUCGUCCUACCACUAAUGAAAGUUUAGGGCAGCAUGAUAGCUAUUCGCAAGACAAAUCGCUUCACACGAAACUGUCAGACCCGGAAGAGCGCAUCGAUUCUGAAGAAAUUUGUAUUUCAUCCGGCAACCAAAAAUCUGUCGAGAAGUUGAGAUCAAAGGAGUCAACAUCAUCGUCAACACCAGCAUCAGUACCACCACGAACAAAAAUACCGUACCACCUCCACCAUUAUUAUCGAACGACGCCAAUGUUCCAAUUGACGAUGUAAAUUUAGUUCCACAUGUUGGUAUAAAAGAGACGCAAUUGAAAAAAAAAAGUUCAGAGAUUGAUAUCGAAGGCUCAAAGACGAGUGACGAUGAUCAUUUCGAACCAUUGGAAGAAAUUGAAGUACCUUUGGAAGACAAUCCCUUCAAGCUGGCAAACGAUGAAAUUUUAGCUGAUCUUCAUUCAAUCAACAUGAUGGAAGAGCAUUCAUCUACUGCUUUACCGCGAAGCACACUAAGACCCAAAAGAAAGAAGAAAUCUAGAAGGUAUAGAAAGAAAAAAGUUUCUCAAAAGAUGAUACAGGUAGAUAUACCUCGGGUGAUUCGCGAGGAAGAGGAACGCAAUUCAACAAGUUCAUCGAGCUCUGGAAGCUAUAACUUGGUUGUUUCAAAGAAACUCAAGAUUUCGAAAGAUCCUGUUAUAAAUACAACGACAAAGUCAUUUACCGACCCCGAGCACAUAGGAGUCGACCAGAAAAGCGAAAACAGCGAAAAAACGUUCUAUUGGGAAAGACAUUCAAACGAAAAGGAUGGUCGACACCAAACGAAGACUGAUGAAUCCUUACACGUUGAAUCGAAACCAUCUCUGUCGGAUAAGCAUUCGUCUACAGAGGAAAAUCCCGGCCUUUCGUUCAGCAAUUCGAAGACUACGGAGCAAGUUCCAAACGACAGCGUCAAGAAGGUGCAAAGCACCGAGCACGAGGCUUUGAUUCAGACCAAAGGAGCGGAUUGGAUGUCCACUCCUUCUUCGAACGAUGAUUUUACGCAAUUGGACUGCUUCAAUUCAUCAUUACUUUCUCUAAAAACAGCACUUGAUGGCACGUAUUGCAAUAAUCCUUCGACGCAUAUCUUUCCGAAUUUCCAGCAACACAACAAGGAUCCGAGCCAAAUGGCCAGUCAGCAUCGUUUGUUAAGAAACAACACAGCACAACGAUGCAAAAGAGAACCCUCGCUGGUACCUGCUUUGCUUGAGGCGACCACCUUUAGCAGUGACUGUGUCAGUACUCUAACGACCGACUUGGACGAGGGCGACAAUGCCGGCAAAUCCAUUUCCACGUCUUCGAGUUCUUUGGACAGUGGUUCUGUCCCGUCAUCGAAUCCAUCCGGUCCGAAACUACGAGGAGAGAAGGUUCCAAGAGCAACACUCGACAGCAAAACCGACGGUACCGGCGGGUCGGAACGGAACGAAGGAAGAAAGACCGAGCUGGAUUGCGGUGGAAUCGAACAAGGCGCACGGACGGAUUGCGACCGGCACGAAGCGGGUCCCGGCGAUGGCAGCAGACCCACACCGAUCGGUGCGGACGACCGGCGCGGCGGAAGGGACGGCUCCGGGAAAGGCACGGGCAUCGCACCGGCACCGGUCCCGGUGCGCGCAACGACGAAGGAUGCCGCACCGGAGCGCGGCAGCGGCAGUGGCUCCGCCGCUGCAUCCGAGGGCUCGGUGCCACCGCCUCCGAAGCGCCGGGAACCCGCAUCGGUCGGCAGCCGCAGCUGCAGCAGUAGGAGCAGCGGGGACGAGAGCGGUCGGCAGAGUUCGAACAAGUACAGCCUGCUGCAGUUCUCGUCGACGUCGUCCGAGGAAGAUAGCAACAAAACGGAUCGAGUGGAUGGGAUUCCUUUGGUGACCCAGAAUCCAGAUGCAUCGCAGAGGCACGGCCAGGGAAGUUGUUGAAUGCCGCACCCAAAUAGCGCGGCCUUGUCAUUGAAAAGACAACUUGCAUAACACAAUAACUAACUACUACAAAC